AUCCUCGCAAGUGACCAGUGUGACCAGUGGCCUUCGUACUGGACACAUCGCUCUUUGGCUGCAGCCACUCAGACGUCCUCUAGUAGCAUCUCUUCAUCCCUUGGAUCUGCAGUUGAUGCUUCCUCUUCUUCUCUGACCAUGUCAGAAAAUUUCCAAAAUCCACCUUUCCUUGGAACUCCCAACUCGCUGCAGCUCUCUCUUCCUGUGGUGAGCAACGCAGCUUCCCUAACGGGAAGUGCCUUCAGUUUCUCCAGAGUCUCUGCUCCAGCCGUCAGUUCGGCACGGCUGCUGCCAUCAGCCUCGGCCACCUCUUUCCAGCCACUCAUGGGGAGUGCCUACCUUUACCAACAUUCUAGCACAACCAUGUUGUCUGGAGUGACUGGCCAGAGCCACAUCUCCACGUCAGCUGCUUCCUAUCCAGGUCUCUGGCAGUGGGAUAUCACAGGAGGCACUGAGAAGGAGUCUUCUUCACUCGGAGACCUCACUGUGGCUCUCACUGACCAGGACACAGCUGUUUCUUCCAUGUCCAUGGCAGCCCGGUAUGACAGAACACCUGAUGCCAAUAACGUGGUCCCUCUGUAUCCAUCACUUUCUGCCAGGCUCGUUCAGAGAACACCACCUCAGAUUCCAAAUCAGGCACACAGCCUGGCGCUUCCCUACCGGGAAGGAAGCCAGGUGUAUUACUAUACUCCCGGCACCCUGGGGCCUCUACUGUCUGGCCAGCUCGGCCCCUGCCUGCCAUCCUGUGGCUCCGUGUCCUACACAGGAGCUGGGGCCUCCGCCCCUCAACCAGAAAUGGUGAUGGUACUAAAGCAGGUUCAGCCCACAAAUGUCCUACCACCAGCCUCCACCUCUGGCAUCUACUAUGCUGUGUCUGCUCAACCCGUCACAGAAACAAGAUUUCAAGCGAUGGAAACCUCCCUGGGCCUGGAGACUUCCCUGGGAUUGCAACCCGCAAGCCAGACAUUUUGUCUACAACAAACCCCAGAAUUCCCCAAAUCCUGCAGUAGCAGAAAGACCCAGCUACCGGAGGGGAACCCACCACCUGAGCUUGGGGACAUUUCAAUGAGGGCUCCAGACCAGAGUUCCAACAGUAACCUCCUGGCACUGUCUCCAGCUCCCAAGAAGUUGGAGGAGCUUACACCUAAGCUUGCAAAGCCUCCGGAUGCCUACCAGAUCCCAACGGAAAACCAAGAUCCUCCACUACUCCCUUCAGAAAUUCCUGAUACGUACCAGCUCCUGGCCUGCACCGAUCCCCUCGGCCAAGAGGACCAGCCUGCUUCUGAAAAUGCUGAUCUGGGAAAGAGCAGCCUGAGUCUCGAGGGCCAAGGGACACUGGAAGAUGGCACUGAACCUGGCGGUGGCUUUGCAGACAUCGCUACACUGGUGGGGGAUAUUCACCUUCCCCAGCUCUUCAAUUCCUUGGAAGACCUUGAUCCAUCCAAAAGCCCCCAGGUGAUCCAAGCCAAAGACACCAGAGCCAUCGAGUGGAUCCAGGUGCAGGAAAAGUCAAGUGUCACAAAGGCUGCCUCCGAUCAAGCCAGGAAGAACAAACGUAAGGCCUCUGAGCCUAUCGACGGUGCUCCCAAGGCCAGAAUCCAGCCCAAGGACCCAGAGUGCCUGUCAGGGGGAGAAGUGGCUAUUUGCAAUGCUGCAGACAGCGACAGGGCUCCUGUGGACACGGCCAGCCAUUCUAACAGCAAGCCUCAGAAGGCUGCAUCCGGCAGGAGCAGCAAAACUAAGAGCCGUGGGCAGGAAAGGACCAAGAGGACCAGAGGAAACAACUCCAAGCAAGCUGAAGAGAGUGAGCUGCCAGGGAACAAAGUCAAGGCAGAAGAGAAGCCAACCCUGCCCAAGAGGAAGCGGAAUCAACCCGAGCUGAGCCGAGAGACCUUCCAAAGGCCUCGAACCUCCCUAGGCAUGCACUUGCUGGAGUCGGUGCAGGUGUUCCAUGCUCUGGGCAGGAAGACUGAUAAGAAAACUGGACUCUCUUCCUCCCGGGCCCUGGCAAACUGCAGCCACCCCAAAGACCCCCAGCCCGCCCCAGCUAUCAAACCACGGCUGGAUACCCCACGUGAGGGCCAAGGUCCUGAGGAAACUCAAGCCAAAGCCCAGGAACCAGAGGGCAGUGUCGCACAAGAGCGCCCACCUCCAUCCCAGUCCGAGCUGCCACCUCCUGGGAAGGUCAAGUUGGUACCUUUGCCUUUUCUGACCGUGGACAGGCCUCAAGCUCGACCUGUUCCUCGGAGGCCGCCGGCUCUGGCCUCACAUCGGCCCGCUGUGGCUGACCCUGCCCGGCCUGGUUCUACCCACUCAGCUCAACCGACUGCACUCAAUUCAGCCCAGCCAGCUCCUGCAUCUUUGACGGGUCCUGCCAGACCAGCUCGGCCAAUUUCCACCAACCCCACCCGGCCUAGCGUCCCUCAGUCUGCUGCUGCCACGCCCGCACCCCACAAAACAGCAUCUUGCACUUCUCUCCAGCGGGAGCCCGUUCCCACUCCUGUGACCAAGCUCCAGGACCCGCCCAGGCCUCAACCCCACUAUCUGCUCCAAGACUUUAGCACGCAACGAAUUCCAUGGAGAAAACCCGACAUCCCAGGGCCAGUGAUAUCAGAGCCCAUCACAGCCGAACAGAGGCCAGAGCGGGAGGCCAUGAAGAGGCAGGCUCAACAACAGCGUGAGCAGGCUGCCAAAUACACCUCUUUGGGGAAAGUGCAGUAUUUCAUUGAGAGGGAAAGAGAAAUGGAAAUUGCUGACUACUAUGGCUACGCAAGAUAA
Diceros bicornis minor is the source of this 2778-nucleotide messenger RNA. RefSeq lists its product as uncharacterized. NCBI's taxonomy places the organism in Eukaryota, Metazoa, Chordata, Mammalia, Perissodactyla, Rhinocerotidae. The record is from RefSeq and is a predicted model, not a curated record.